GUCUGUCAGUUUCCAAAAUGGCAGAUAGUGUUAUCUGUUAUGUCUCGUGUUGACUAGUGAAGUCCGUGUUUUCAUUGAUGUGAAGUGUUUGUUCUGAUGUUUUCGGUGACAAUUUGACGAUAAUAAUAUCCGAAAUAUGUCGGAAAUAAAAGCUCCGCCGCACGGCGAACUAAAGCGGCCGGAGGAAGUGGUUAGAAUAGCGAUGGAAGACAAUUUGAAGUUUGGCCUGCUGACAGCGUUUAUCAAGGUGGGACAGGUGUCGAACCGGGAUCUUGUCAACUCUGUGCUACACUUGGAUGGUGCCUACAUGAGUCCAGGACUUGUGCGUAGAUAUUGAAAGGAAUAGUGAUCGAUAAAUGGACCCACAGUUCUAAUUCGAUUCCAAUACACCGUGAUUUGAAAGGACAUAGCAUAGCCUAGUGUUAGUGACUCUGACUACAAGUGAUCACCCGUCUAACGGGCAGACGAUGCACUCGUUACGAAUGAUUCGUCGCACAGCAAGAGUUAAGUGGAAGAGGGGGACUUGAAGGUUCCAAAUUCACCCACAGUAGCCUACUUGUGAAUUGUAACUGAAUAAUCAUCAUUUUAUUUAUCAAAUCAAAAUCUUGGUUAUAGAUUAGAGGGUAGGCCUAAUAGGGCCACCACUAAAAAUGAACAAAUGAAAAAUAUAAAACGAUAAUUAGGGAAAAUUUUCGGGUUAAUUAAGUGGCUGAAAUAUUAACAUGAUUGAUGAUGACUGAUUAACAUUUUCUAUUUGGUUGUGGCAGAGGUAAAUUAAUAAUCUAGGUAUCGUUACUCUGUGGUUGUGGUAUAAUAUUUGGAUGAAUUUUUCUAUUAUUACUGACCAUCUUAUAUUUUUAUAAAAUAGUCUGACAGGUUUUGAUGGGAUACUUAAAUUUGAUAACUACCACUAAUUUUAUAUGAAAAAUGAGAUACUAGUUUUGGGUCUGGGAUCAUUAUUUUAGCACCUACUGCACUCACUUUUAUAACUGUAUUCAAUCGCUUGUACACCUUAAAUUAAUUUAUUUCCACUAUGCUGUAUUAUCUAUUUUAUGUACUGUAUUUCUGUUGUAGAUUCUGUUAAUUAUUUUGUAGAUUAGUAUUUUAAGUAGCCUAUUGAUUGUAUAUUUUUGUAUCUGUUGUUUUAGUAGGUCUAUUACAAUCACAUACGUUAUUUUGUUUGUAGAAACUUGAUUUGGAAUAAUUCUUUUAUGUUUUGUUAUCGUAGUAGUAUUUUUCUCCAAUGUUAUAUUGAUGUUACAAUUAUAUUUGCUGUAUAAACUUUGAAUUAGUUUGGUAUUUGUAGUACAAACUCUCUAAAAUGUUGGAGUUUCAUUUUCUCUAAUAUGUUGAAGUUUUUUCUCUAUUAUCUCUUACUAUUUUAUCUGAAAAUAAAGGCAGUCAUUCUAUUCUAUCUCUCCAAGUAUUGGAGUUUUUUUUAUAAAUGAGCUGUUACAAUUAUUUGUAAUGAUGAUUCCAAAUUUUUCCAUUGAUCAUAAUAAAUAUCAUCAAUGAACACAACCUAAAGCAGAAUAUCAUAAUGUUCAUAUUGUAGGGUAUCUUAUACCAAGCCCAAUAAUUCAUGUUAUUGAUAAAUACUAGGCUCAACCCAAAGCUGUUAAUAAUUACUGGAUAAUUCAUCAUAAAUGAGUUUAUUUAUAUAGUCUCCACUGGGAGCUUUUGAACUUACUGUAGGUGGUUACAAAAAUAAUUGAUUUAGUUACGGAAUUUUCUUGGUGCAAUUAAAUUCAUUCAUAAUAUUAUGAGACGCGUGUUAGUUACAAUAUUAUUAUUGACCUAGUCAAUAAUAAUUAGUAACCUAUUUAAUUCAUUAUCACUUCCCAAGUUGAUAAGAGAUGGUGAGUCAGUUUGUUUACAAACAAAAUUCUAUCUCUUGUUAUCUCUCGAAUUCUUUUCUCACUAAUUCAUUCAUCUUUGUUGACUUUGUUUUUAUACAUACCUUUAUCAUUUUAUUUAUUUCUCUUUCUUCUUUAUUCUUGUAAUAUGCGUCAUUUUUGACUACGUGUUAGAUCAUUUUAUUCUAUUGUCUGCUAAUUCUUACCAUUUUAUACUGAUAUAAUCACAAUGUGAAUAUUGUGGAUAGGGGAAGCUAGUUAGCAAUACUAAUUGGAAAACUAUAUCAUUGUAUGAACAUUUUGAAUUCACAUUUUUUCAUAAUUCUGUCCCGAAGUCAUUUAUUUGUAUCUUUGAAUUUUGUUCAAUGUUAUUAUGUAUUUUAUUUAUUUAAAGGGCGACAUUGCUUUGACUACAAAUAUUAUUGAAAAUUAUCUACCUGUGUUCAGGUUUUAAAUCGUUGUGAAUGUUAUGAAUAGAGAAUAUAUUAAUACUUGAACGAUUA
Molecule: messenger RNA, 2359 nt
Organism: Nilaparvata lugens (brown planthopper)
Lineage: Eukaryota; Metazoa; Arthropoda; Insecta; Hemiptera; Delphacidae
Product: neurobeachin
Exons: 2
Coding region: 137-337 (66 amino acids)
Source: RefSeq, a predicted model, not a curated record